Molecule: messenger RNA, 1140 nt
Organism: Heteronotia binoei (common prickly gecko)
Lineage: Eukaryota; Metazoa; Chordata; Lepidosauria; Squamata; Gekkonidae
Gene: TP53
Product: tumor protein p53
Exons: 9
Coding region: 1-1140 (379 amino acids)
Biological process (GO): regulation of transcription by RNA polymerase II; apoptotic process; protein tetramerization
Cellular component (GO): nucleus
Molecular function (GO): DNA-binding transcription factor activity, RNA polymerase II-specific; RNA polymerase II cis-regulatory region sequence-specific DNA binding
Source: RefSeq, a predicted model, not a curated record
AUGGGGGAGAUGGAGCAGUCUUUGGAUUCAGACGUCGAAGUGCCGCUGAACAGCGAGACGUUCUCUGCAUUGUGGGACACGAUUCAGAACAGCCAUGACAUGUUUAACCCGUGCAUGGCUUUGCCUAUCCACUUGGAGCUGCAACCCCCAGAGAGGUUUCCUUGUCCGCAGUUCUUACAGGAAGGGGGCAGCAGCGGACUGGGGGAUGGCAGAGAGGGGGCCCCCACCCCGGACGCAACAGUUUUCGCCACCUCCUCCACCGUCCCCUCCACCGAAGACUAUGCGGGGGCUCACUCUUUCGAGCUGAUGUUUGAGCAGUCAGGAACAGCCAAGUCUGUGACUUGUACGUACUCGGAAGAUCUCAAUAAGCUUUUCUGCCAGAUCAGCAAGACCUGCCCCGUCCUGGUGAAGGUCUCUUCCUGCCCCCCUCCUGGCUCCGUCAUCCGGGCCAUGGCUGUCUACAAGAAGUCGGAGCAUGUGGCCGACGUGGUGAAGCGCUGCCCGAACCACGAGCGUUCCUUGGAAUUCAGAGAAAAAGGGAUCCCAGUUCAGCACCUAAUUCGCAUCGAAGGGAACAAAAACGCCCAGUACCACUCUGACGAGACCACCGAGCGCCACAGCGUUGUGGUUCCUUAUGAAGCGCCGCAGGUUGGGUCGGAGUGCAGCACCGUCCUCUACAACUUCAUGUGCAAUAGCUCCUGCCCGGGGGGCAUGAACCGGCGCCCCAUCCUCACCAUCAUCACACUGGAAUCUCAACAAGGGCAGCUGCUCGGCCGCCGCUGCUUCGAAGUCCGGGUUUGUGCCUGCCCUGGCCGGGACCGCAAGACGGAGGAAGAGAACUUCCAUAAAGCCACUCGUGGGGAACGGUCCAAAAAGGGGGCUCCAGGCAAGAACGGGUCCGAGAAGAAGCCCACUGCGGGGACCUCCAGCAAUACUGAAGGCACCUACAACCUCGAGAUCAAGGGAUGGGACCGGUUUAUCAUGUUUAAGAAGCUGAACGAAGCCCUGGAGUUCAAAGACGCACAGGAGAGCCUCAAACCAGGGAAAGGGACCUCGAAGAUCCGGAAGCGGAGCAGAGUACCCGUGCCGUGCAGCGGGAAGAGGCUGAUGCUGAAGCACGAGGCGGGAGGGUCGGACUAG